This is a messenger RNA of Aspergillus glaucus CBS 516.65, 2160 nucleotides long. RefSeq lists its product as uncharacterized. The record is from RefSeq and is a predicted model, not a curated record. Bases 228 to 1694 code for a protein of 488 amino acids. NCBI's taxonomy places the organism in Eukaryota, Fungi, Ascomycota, Eurotiomycetes, Eurotiales, Aspergillaceae. The transcript has a single exon.
UGGCUAUUCUGAUGUCCUUUACAGUAAUCAUGAUGUAGUGAUUUGUAUACUUCUAUGGCACCGGAGAACCGCGGCUCUGUAACGGUGGUAUCACACGUAAUCUUACCGUAUUGAGUGAUCAUCGACUCCAUCCUUUCAUUUUCCCUGUUUCAAUUUCUUGCGACUUCAUCUUUUUCUUUUCGGAUGCUGUUCCUUCGUUCUUUAAUUCCUCAUCCUACGUAUUGACUAUGUCCGUUGAAAGUCCCGGCGAGGGACAGGGCUUCCGGGCCUUCUUUGCCAACGCUCUCCGACCCAAGAGGUCUCGCCGAGUCCUCCGCAAGGCUAACGCAUCCACUCCGGACCUUCGCUCAACUGCCCUGGCACACAAGCUCGACGAUGAUAUCCCCCCGGUCCCUAAAAUCGCUCCGUUGCAGGCUCAUCAGGAGAAAUACCGGGCAGCAACUGGACAGAUCGACUCGCAAUUGGGAGAGAACCGCGACUACACCACGAUCCUCCAUUCACUUGGAAUCCAUGGCACGGGGAACCACGAACAAGAUGCAGAGGACUGGGAAUAUGACCCUCAACGACCAGGCGAACCAUUAAUAGCCAGUCUAUCAAUGCCGCUCUGGGGCAUGGUAGCCGAGAACCUCGAUCCCGCCGGCAGAGCCAGCUUAGCUUUCGCCAACAAAACCUUGUUCAAUCGACUCGGUCCAGGUCCCUGGAUCGAACUGGGCUAUCCCGAGAACCGCGAGUAUCGGGCUGAGUUCCUGGUAUCGCAGGACCGCUUCCUACCGCACCAUCUGCUCUGCUUCCCCUGUGCGAAAUUCCACCGUCGAACGCAAGAAGGUCGCGAGAAACUCCAACCUGCAAAUGUCCUCAAUCCGCUCUUCGAGUGUCCAAAUGCGCGCAACACAACGCUGCCCGCACCCCGUCACCGAAUCACCCACGGCCGCAACCUAUACUUCGCCUUCGUUCAACUCGCACUGCGCGCCUACCGCUUCUCCCCCAAAUACGGCAUCACUGUCGAAUCCCUCUCCCGCCGCUGGCAACGCGACGGCUGGUCCCACCACUCCCGCUACCUCGUCAACAGAGGCCGCCUCCUCAUGCGAGUCGUAAGCUCGACCUUCGCACCCCCGGACCUCCCUCCCAGUUCACAACGCCUCCUCCUCUACUCCCGCGACGACUACUGGCCGUUCUUCUCGGCGUGCGCGCAUUGGCGCGACGGCGAACUCAUGAAUACCUGCAAAUGCGCGCUAACCCAUAUCCCCAAACCCCGCGCCACAGCCGGCCUGCAAGGUGUUGAGCAAAGAGCCAAAGACAUGUCUCACGGCCGCACCUACAACCCCAAUGCUAUCACGACACUAUGCGGGAAAUGUCGUCCCAUGCGUCGCUGUCCCGACUGUCCCUCCGAAUACCUCGUCGAGAUCAAACUCACCGAAGACCGCGCGAAUCCGAAGAGCAUACACUUCCGACAUGCCAUCGUCGUUACCCGCUGGUGCGAUCUGGGCGAUGGAACAAGUCCGAAGUCCUCGCCGGAGUGGGCAGCGGCCAACGGGGAGGGAGAGAGAUAUGAUUCGUUCAAGGUAUUAGGGAAGAGAACCAUCUCGGGGACGUUCGAGUCAGCGCUCACGGAUGAUACUAUCCCUGGUCAACGGGUUCUGAAUAUGAAUCCGAAGGGGAAGAGGCUUGGUGAGGCGGGGACGAAUUGGUAUUGAUUCUCGCCAAGGUGGCCGGACGACAAAGGGUACAAGACAGAAACAAGUCAAGACGGAGGAGGUCCUCGGGAGGACUUGUCUUUUGUACCUCUGCCCCUUACCGCAUGCGCAUUCCUGGUCCCUGCAAUCGGAAUGUGCCAUCGACAAUGUCAGGCCGUUUUCGGGGAACGCAACGUACCUUUCUUUCUUUUAUCUUUCUGCCGGAGUACUUGCAAGAAAAACGCAACAUAAUACAUACCAAAUACGGCUCGACAAUAGACGCCACGUCGUCGUGGCACUGCAAAUACGGAAUAAUAACGCACAAAAGGUCUACUGUGGACAUCUAACAUCUAACAGCAACAGCAACAAAAAUGCACUUGAACAUACAUGGAUCUUACGGAGUACGGCACGGUAACUAUUGGCUUUGGUUCAACUAAAUCGGGAUGAAACGGAACAGGCGUGACUAUCAAUUUGAACAUGGGCAUUU